AUGCCCGUUGACUAUUUAUCUGCUUCACCUGACGAUAGGAAGGCAUUUGAAUCUGCUUUUUUGAAUUUACUGAAACUUCAGACUAUUGGCAAGAGAAUUCAUGCCACCGAUAAUAUGGAGAAAGAAGGCUUGUAUCCUAUUCAAGCUCUCGUACAACCCGUCUCUCUGCGAUUUAAAUAUCAUUUUGAAGGUACACGACAAACGAAUCGACUUGACAAGCCCGAGUGGUAUUUUACUCAUAUACUGAAUGUCGCACAUGAACACCGUCGAUUCAUGGAGAGUAUCAUACAAACGAUUUUGUCAAAUACCGAGUUUUGUGAAAUAAAUGCCUGGCAAGAGUUUACGCUACUCCUAUUGCCGCUGAUUGAGCGCAAACUGCGGCGCACCAUCCCUUCUCUCCUUGCCCAUCCUUCCAUACUAGCCCAUACCAUCUACGAAGCCCUCGCAUUUGAUACGGCCUUGCGGGAUGAGAAUUUUGACCUUGGUGGUACGUCUGCUCAGGGUAGAACACCUGAACGAGGCGAACAGGGCAAGGAAGAUAAGGACAGAAAUGCAAGGUGGGAGGGCACCAGCAACAUCAUACUGGGUAAUCAGGAGUGGUUUGAGACGUGGAUGGAAGGUGAACGAAAAUUUGCAAUGGAACAAUAUAUGGAGGUCAUCACUGCGGCUGAUGCAUGGCUUAUUGCGGACGAUGAUGGUCUUGAGGAUGACACAGUAAAUUUUACUCGUGAGCUGAAGCCUACGAUCUCUGCCAGAAGAGUGAAAGCACUGGUUGAACAAGUCACAGACCGUUAUUCCCCGCUUCCGCAAUUCCUGCAUCGCACCCGCUUCCUCAUUGCCGUACAGCUGCCCAUCCUCGAAUCGUAUCAGUCGCGGAUAUCUUCGUCUUUGGAUGCUUUUGAAACGCUCUCUUCUAGCUUUAUGCGCGCGGUCCCUGGGGCGCUUGGCAGUGUAGGCGUAAGCAGUGAGGGAACACGGCCAGGUGACUCCAAGAGAUUGACAUCUGGCGUCGAAGGGGUGCAGAGAUUGAGCAAAGCGCUCAUCAGCGCAAAGUACAUGGGCGCAGCUUGUGAAGCUUGGGGAGAAGAUCUGUUCUUCCUUGAAUUAUGGACCGAGAUCAGUCGUCGAGCAUCGCUGCGUUCCCGCGUUCAAGCAGAGCGCGCUUUACCUGAUCUUAAGGAGGGCGAAAUUGAAGCACCGGAUGGUAUCAUUUUUGAGGAAUUAGUGACGCAGUACGGCAAACUGGUGGAACGUGCAGAAGACAUGAUUACACAUUCCGUUUCUGGCGAGAUAGAAACCGCCUUGAAAGCUCACUUCUCCAGUGGCUCUUCAACGCAAGUCACUCCAAAUGCGAAUAUGAGCAUACAAGAUGAUAUCGUCCUCUCUCCUACUUUGCUUGGCCCUAUUGCUAUGCUCUCAUCUCAUCUCACCUUCCUCCAGUCAACUCUUCCUCGUGCAACCGUGACUAACCUAUAUCGCCGCAUCGCCUCACACAUAUCAGAGCACAUUCUCCAGCGCCAGAUCUUCUACCGUGGUCGAGGGCGUAUCAGCGCACAAGAGGGCAAAGCUAUCCUAGCGGAGAGCGAACUUUGGGUCGAAACCUGCCAGCUCGCCUUUGCGCGCAAUGAGAGAGCCAGGGUGGAGGGCCCUUGGAGAGGCCUGCUCCAAGCAAGCCGGCUGGUGGCAUCAGAAGGGAUUCGUUGGCAAAAGUUGGUAGAUGUGACAUUUGGCGUCACUUCAGACCCCGAAUGGCAACAGGUAAUGAUGGAAUCCAGUGGGUUUGCUGACUUGAGCAGAGAUGAAGUGAGACAAAUUUUGAGCACCAGAGUAGACUGCGAGCGGUAA
Molecule: messenger RNA, 1845 nt
Organism: Fibroporia radiculosa
Lineage: Eukaryota; Fungi; Basidiomycota; Agaricomycetes; Polyporales; Fibroporiaceae
Exons: 8
Coding region: 1-1845 (614 amino acids)
Biological process (GO): endoplasmic reticulum to Golgi vesicle-mediated transport; retrograde vesicle-mediated transport, Golgi to endoplasmic reticulum; regulation of ER to Golgi vesicle-mediated transport
Cellular component (GO): Dsl1/NZR complex
Source: RefSeq, a predicted model, not a curated record